AUGCCCUACACUUCAGCGCAGUUCGACAAAGCCGUCGCAAUGUCAGUACCUUUCCUCUGUAGUCAUCUUGCUGUCGCAUGCCGAUCGCUUACAUCGGCCACCUUCUUGCUGUGCUCUGUCUGUGCUCGCUCUCAUCCUCCCCAUCCUGCCCUACGCCAUCGCCAUCGCCAUCGCGUUCGCUGUCGCCGUGGGCGUCUUGUCGCCUGAUCGAUCGAUCGCUCGCGCCGGCGUAGUGUCGGCCAAUUGCCCAAGGAUGGACCCGUGAAGCCCUCUCAAGCCGAUCAGCUCGUUGUGAGUCUCGCUACCCCGGGGCGCGCGUCAUGCGCUGGAGUGGGGAGCAUGCGAUGGCGGUUCGACCGGCCGACUUCCUCCCGGGCGACCACCGCUGCGGGCAAGCAAAGAUAGAGGGAGCGCCGAGCUGAGUGAUCGCGAUCAAGGCGCCGAUCUGCUUGCUAUUAUCUCGUGACUCUCCGUCGAACGCUUGCAUGGAUGGACUCGGCGAUGCGAAGAGCUUGUGCACUCGUCCUUGUCCCAAACGGUUGUCCGCCGGCGACGUCUUGUCGUCCGACAAAACACGAGUCAGAACCGGACUCGCUCGCAAUCCUAUCAUGAGACUGGAUUCUAUCUCAUUGGACCGUGAAGGUGGUCGGGCUUGCUUGAUACUAAUGUAAUCGCCGGCUCGAACUCCUCGUACCAGUUUUAUGGCUUGUAUAAGCAAGCGACCGUUGGCGACGUCAACACCUCUCGACCGGGCAUGAUGGACUUUGUGGGCAAGGCCAAAUGGGACGCGUGGAAGAAGAACGAGGGCCUCUCUUUCGACGACGCCAAGUCCAAGUACGUCGAGGCCUUCUUGGACAUUCUGGCCAAGAACGACAACGAGGAGGGAGCAAAGUACAAAGCCGAGGUGAGUUCAUCGGAGAAGGGAAGCAUAUUGCGGAAAGCAGGGGUUGUCAAUGCCCUUGACCCCAUGCGCUAUUGCGAUGCGACGAUGUCUUGGGGCACGAACUACUGUCGGACGGGCGACCGAGCUCACCAUCGUGGGCUUACUGUCACUCCUCAGAUCGAGUCCGCUUGA
Messenger RNA from Microbotryum saponariae, 1075 nucleotides. The record is from the annotation of a GenBank genome assembly. Lineage: Eukaryota; Fungi; Basidiomycota; Microbotryomycetes; Microbotryales; Microbotryaceae.